Molecule: messenger RNA, 951 nt
Organism: Cryptomeria japonica (Japanese cedar)
Lineage: Eukaryota; Viridiplantae; Streptophyta; Pinopsida; Cupressales; Cupressaceae
Product: acidic endochitinase-like
Exons: 1
Coding region: 1-951 (316 amino acids)
Biological process (GO): carbohydrate metabolic process
Cellular component (GO): extracellular region
Molecular function (GO): chitinase activity
Source: RefSeq, a predicted model, not a curated record
AUGGAGAGAAGCGAAAUUAGAACAGCCUCAAUUACCGUUGUCCUUGCUCUACUAUGGAGCGGAGCAUCUGAGGGAAGCAUAAGCGUAUACUGGGGCCAAAAUGGGAACGAAGCCAGUCUUGUCGAUACCUGCGCAAGCGGCAACUUUGCAAUUGUGCUUCUCUCCUUUCUGAUAACGUUUGGCGACGGGCAGACACCGGUGCUCAACCUAGCAGGCCACUGCGAUCCCUCUUCUGGAGGAUGCCAAUCCCUCGGCGCCGAUAUUAAGUCCUGCCAGUCCAGAGGCGUAAAGGUAUUUCUCUCCUUGGGAGGUGCCUCUGGAAGCUAUGCAGCUGCCACCGUCGACGACACGCGAAACGUGACCACCUAUCUGUGGAACAACUUUCUCGGAGGACAAUCGGACUCAAGGCCUCUCGGAGACGCCGUUCUGGACGGAAUCGAUUUCGAUAUCGUAGCCACGACGGACCUCUCGGAAAAUCUGGCCAAGGCCGUGUCUGCUCUUAGCACGCCCGAUAAGAAGGUCUAUCUCAGUGCCGCUCCAGAGUGUCCUUAUCCUGACGCCCAUCUGGGAAACGCCCUGCAGACGGGGCUUUUCGACUACGUGUGGAUUCAGUUCUAUAACAACCCCUCCUGCCAGUAUGCCGAUGGGGACGCUUCUGAUCUGGUGAAUUCGUGGAACCAGUGGACAACGUCUAUUACCACAGUUCAAACAGAGGGCUUCUUCCUGGGCCUUCCCGCUUCGUCUGCAGCUGCUGGAAGUGGCUUCAUUCCUACAGACGCACUCAUCACCAAAGUUUUGCCACAAGUCAGGGCCUCCCCCAAUUAUGGAGGAGUCAUGCUGUGGUCCAAGUACUAUGACGAGCAAACGGGUUAUAGCUCGGCUAUUGUCGAAGCAGUAAGACAACCGAACAAAUUAUAUGCAUUGUAUUUAAAAAUAAUAAUAAUUGAUUAA